Messenger RNA from Nematolebias whitei (Rio pearlfish), 330 nucleotides. RefSeq names its product parvalbumin 9 (gene pvalb9). The record is from RefSeq and is a predicted model, not a curated record. Gene Ontology annotation, molecular function: calcium ion binding. NCBI's taxonomy places the organism in Eukaryota, Metazoa, Chordata, Actinopteri, Cyprinodontiformes, Rivulidae. Gene Ontology annotation, cellular component: cytoplasm; nucleus. The transcript is spliced from 4 exons. Bases 1 to 330 code for a protein of 109 amino acids.
AUGUCACUCACCUCCAUUCUAUCAGCUGAGGCCGUUGAAAAAGCUGUCAAGGACUGUGAAGCUCCAGACUCGUUCUGCCACAAGAAGUUCUUCCAGAUGUGUGGCUUGUCCUCAAAGACCCCUCAGGAGGUCAGAGAUGUCUUCCAGAUCCUGGACGAGGACAAGAGCGGCUACAUCGAGGAAUCUGAGCUCAAGUUCUUUCUGCAGCGGUUCAUCCCUGGAGCUCGAACCCUGAGCGAAGCAGAAGCCAAGAAAUUCAUCUCAUCAGCUGAUGACAACAGUGAUGGCAGAAUUGGAGUAGAUGAAUUCCAGACGAUGGUCCUGUCCUGA